UCACUAAAACACUCACUUUUUUUGUUCCUCGUCUUCAUCCGCCGCUCUUGUAUAAUCUCUUACGGCGUCGUCCCGUCAUGGUUCCCGCCAUUGUUACAUGAGAGUAGGAACCCCAAUACCUCUCCACCCGCUCCAGGGAAAGGGAGUGUUCUGAAUUCCCGGGAAAGCGGUUUCUUCAUUUGUCUUCUUAUAUCCGAAAGACUAGGAUUUAUGAACCAGAAUCAAUCAAGGGCUGAGAGGUGCGAUUCUGUACAGUACAGGAGAACCGGCCGAUCCGGCAGCUCCAAUCAGCAGCGUCACUACUCCGGUGGCGUUUCCAUUAAGGGUGGUGGUGGCGCCUCCUCCGCCUCCACCAAUCUUUCUAAUCGCAGUUUUAAGAAGUAUAACAACAAUGAACCAGUAGCGCAGCAGGGAGCGGGACCAUGGAAUGUGGAUUCUGGCGAUUCAUCUGCCGUACAUGCUGUAAAUAAUGGUGCUCAUCAACUGCAGCCAGCUCAAACAGUACCUGAAGCCUCUCUAAAGACUACCCGACCUGUUCCUAAAUCUCCAUCCAGUAAUGUUUCGUUGGCAGCUGCACCGUCCAAUGUUUCAUCUGACUCCAAGGCCCCAGCGACACCUGGAGAAAUUUCAGGAGAUGCAUCUAAGUCGUAUCCCUUGCAGUUUGGGUCCAUAGGUACUGUUAUUGCGAAUGUAAUGCAGAUACCCGCUCGAACAAGCUCUGCACCACCAAAUUUGGAUGAGCAGAAAAAAGAUCAGGCACGUUAUGAAUCUUCAAGGACAGAUCCUGCUUUGCCAACUCCAUCAAUCCACAAGCAGCAUUUUCACAAAAAGGAUGCAGGAAUCCGUGACCAACCUAAUUCUGGUGAAGCUCAUUUAGCAUCUAGACCCAAAAGGGAUGGCCAAGUUUCAGCUGCACAACCUGGGAUUCAAACUCAGAGGCCUGCACUACACCCUAUCCCUAAAAUACCCAUGCAAUUUCCAUUCCACCAACAACAGAUAAAUGUUCAGUUUGGUGGUCCGAAUCCACAAAUGCAGUCUCAAGCCUUGUCAGGGCCGAUGCCAAUUCCAAUGGCCCUACCUCUAGGAAAUCCAUCAGUCCAGCAUUCAAUGUUUGUUCAAGGUAUCCAGCCACAUCCAAUGCAGCCUCAAGCAAUGAUGCAUCAGGGACAGGGAUUAAAUUUUUCCCCACAAAUUGGUACUCAGCUACCUCUUCAAUUGGGUAACAUGGGGAUGAGCUUGGCCCCACAGUUUCCUCAGCAAGCACCUGUAAAAUACAAUGGUUCUCGCAAAACUGUGAAGAUUACUCAUCCAGAAACUCAUGAAGAAUUGAGGCUUGAUAGUUCACCAGCUCCAAGGUUACAACCUAGUGCGCAAUCUCAGUCACAGCCUAUUUCUUCAUUUCCUCCUAAUGUGCCGAUGAAUAUUCAUCUCAGUUCUUACAAUGCCGCUCCCCACUUUUAUCCUCCUGCAAGUUCUGUUCCACUUGGUAGCACUCAUGUUCCUCCCAAUUCUCACCCGCCAAGGCUCCAUAACCAGGUGACUGUGAAAUCACCUAUUAUCUCGCAUGCAGAGAAAGAUCCUCUUCCACUCUCAGGUUCUCUUUCUGUUGGGAAAGCAGAGGCUUCAAAGCCUUCAAGGCUAAAGGCCGAACUUCCAAUUUCUUCUUUGAGCUCUAGUUCACAGCCAAAGGCUGGUUUGGGAGUAUCGUAUGUGUCAGUUACCUCAUCAAGUCCUGUGACAGUGGAGAGGGAUGUACCUUAUUCGGCUUCUGGUUCAACUGCCAUGGAUGUUUCUGUAUCAGUAUCAACUAGAUCUUCUGAUGGUUCUAGAUUAGGAGUAUCACACCCUGACUCCCUCAAGGAUAUGCCUAAAAGACCAGGCAGUAGAGGCCAGCAGGAGCAGGAUCUCAGCCCAUAUACUUCUCUCUCAAAUUUUCCUUCACAACUGCCUGAUGUUGCAACAACUGAAGCAAAACAUAUACCAUCUGAAAGUGCCAAGGAUCCAUUAUUAACAGCUGUAGCUUCUUCUUCUGAGGCUUCUAGCAUAACAGGCGAGGGUGCUAUAGAAGAAAAGUCUGGAAAUACAAUUAAAGGUUUAGGAUCGGUAGUUAUAGAUAGCACACAAUCAGAGCCUGAAGCUAUUAGGGGAUUUGAGCAAGCAGAAGCAAUAUCGGCUGAAAGUAGUUUGGAAAACUCCAUGAAGUCUCUUACUUUGGAAUCUCCCGAAAAGAUUGGUAAACUUAAGGAAAACCCUAAUAAGGAAAUAGCAUCCAUCAAUAGUGGCUCAUCAGAACAUACACGUGAAAAGUCAGAACAGUUAUCAAGGUAUUGUUCCAAUGAUGUUGAGAGGGAAGGUACUUUAGCAGUGCCUGCUGACAUAUCUGGUGGAGAAAAACUUGAGAGUUCUGUGCCAGUAACUGCAUUAAACAAAAAUGAAAUUAUGGCUAGUAGUACAGGUGUCUUAGUUUCUCCAUCUCCAUUCAGUGUCAAAGAAAAAGGUUCAGAUGCAAAUGUUGCAAAAGGUGCUGCACCCAAGGGUAAGAAGAAGAAAAAAGAGCUUUAUAGAAAAGCAGAAGCUGCUAGUACAAGUUCUGAUCUUUAUAUGGCAUACAAGGGUCCUGAAGAGAAAAAGGAGACUAUAACUAAUGCAAAGGCCUCAGAGAAGCCUUCAAGUAUUAGCGAGGACAAAACAUCUAUUGGUGUAUCUCAGGAGAAUGUUGCGGCAUGUGAAAAACCUGCUUUAAAUAAAGUUGAGCCAGAUGAUUGGGAAGAUGCUGCUGAGAUUUCUUCUCCACAGUUAGGAACUUCAAGAAAUGAAAAUGAAGAUAAUGAUGAUGGUGAUGGAUCGACAACUAAAAAGUACUCCAGGGACUUUCUCCUCAAGUUUGUGGAGCUAUGCACUGAUCUUCCAGAAGGUUUUGAGAUUACAUCAGACAUUGCAGAUAGUCUGAUUUUUUCUAGUUUCAAUCUUGCACGUGAAUCAUACCCUACUCCUGGACGCAGUGUUGACAGGCAUAUCGGAGGCUCUAGACCAGAUCGUCGGGGAAGUGGCUUGGGAGACGAGGACAAGUGGAAUAAAUUCCCUGUGCCUCCUAUGUGGAAUGAUGGUGGUUAUAUGAAUAAUGCUGUUGGGUUUCGACCUGGUCAAGGAGGUAAUAAUGGUGUUCUAAGGAAUCCUCGGGCACAGACACCUCAAUAUGCUGGGGGCAUCCUCUCCGGACCAAUGCAGUCCCUUGGUCCUCAGGGUGGCCUACAAAGAAAUAAUGUUGAUUCUGAUAGGUGGCAUCGUGGAGCUGGGUUUCCGAAAGAUAUGAUGCCUUAUCCUCAAACACCUAUGCAGGUGAUGCACAAAGCUGAAAAUAAGUAUGAGGUAGGUAAGGUUUCUGAUGAGGAAGAAGCCAAGCAGAGGCAAUUGAAGGGCAUCUUAAACAAACUUACCCCUCAAAACUUUGAAAAGCUGUUUCAACAAGUUAAGCAAGUCAACAUUGACAAUGUUAUCACACUGUCUGGAGUGAUCUCACAGAUUUUUGAUAAGGCUUUGAUGGAGCCCACCUUCUGUGAGAUGUACGCCAACUUCUGCUUUCACCUUGCUGCAGAACUACCGGAUCUUAGUGUGGACAAUGAAAAAAUUACUUUUAAGAGAUUACUCCUAAACAAAUGCCAGGAGGAAUUUGAAAGGGGAGAAAGAGAGGAAGAAGAGGCAAAUAAAGUUGAAGAAGAAGGUGAAGUUAAACAGACAGCAGAAGAGAGAGAGGAGAAAAGACUCCGUGCUCGAAGACGUAUGCUAGGGAACAUUAGACUCAUUGGAGAACUUUACAAGAAGAGAAUGUUGACUGAGAGGAUAAUGCAUGAGUGCAUAAAUAAGUUGCUGGGUCAAUAUCAGAAUCCCGACGAGGAAAACAUCGAGGCUUUGUGCAAAUUGAUGAGUACAAUUGGAGGGAUGAUUGAUCACCCAAAAGCGAAAGAACAUAUGGAUGCCUAUUACAAUUUCAUGGCACAGUUAUCCAAUAAUAUGAAGCUUUCAUCGAGGGUCAGAUUUAUGCUUAAAGAUGCUAUUGAUCUAAGGAAGAAUAAGUGGCAGCAAAGAAGAAAAGUUGAAGGUCCGAAAAAGAUUGAGGAGGUACAUCGAGAUGCUGCUCAGGAGCGUGCACAAGUUGGUAGAUUGGGUCGCACUCCAAGCAUGGGUAAUUCUUCUAGAAGGGGUCCUCCUAUGGAUUUUGGUGCAAGGUCUCCUGGUAUGUUAUCCUCGCCAAAUUCCCAUAUUAGUGGUUUCCGCGGUGCCCCACCACAGCUACGAGGUUAUGGUUCCCAGGAUGUGAGGACAGAUGAGAGACAUUCGUCCGUUCCUUUGCCCCAAAGACCACUCGGUGAUGAUUUCAUUACUCUUGGGCCCCAAGGUGGUCUUGCAAGAGGAAUGGCUUUCACAGGGCAGCCAUUGGCAGCCAAUGUUCCUUCCGCUGAGAUGCAAAGUCUUGGAGAUGGAUGGAGGAUGGGACAUGGCCAGAAUGGCUUUAGUUCUAUCCCUGAAAGAGCAGCUUAUGGCCAAAGACAGGAUCUAAUGCCAAGGCAUAUGCAAGAAAGAUUUGCUGCGCCACCAACUUUUGAUCAAUCUCAUCCUCAAGAGCGAAAUGAUCAUGCUUCUGAUGGAUCUCUACCUACUUCUCCUUCUCCUCAAGGUGGCCAUCCUAGUAUUAUGAAUGAUGUGUCUUCAGAUAAGGUGUGGCCAGAAGAGCAAUUGCACGACAAGUCAGUUGCUGCAAUCAAAGAAUUCUACAGUGCAAGGGAUGAGAAGGAAGUUGCUUUGUGCGUCAAGGAUUUGAAUGCUCCCAGUUUUUAUCCAACUAUGAUCUCCCUAUGGGUUACUGACUCUUUUGAGAGGAAAGACAUGGAAAGGGACCUACUAACGAAGCUUCUAAUAAACCUCUCGAAACUUCAAGAUAGGGUGAUAAAUGAAGAUCAACUCAUCAAAGGGUUCGAAUCAGUACUUGCAGUCCUAGAGGAUGCAGUGAACGAUGCCCCCAGAGCAGGAGAGUUCCUUGGUCGAAUAUUCGGCAAAAUUAUACUUGAGAAUGUAAUCUCACUUUCUGAUAUCGGUCGGUUGAUAUAUGAAGGUGGAGAAGAGCAAGGGCAGCUUGUAGAAUCAGGGGUUGCAGCCAAUGUCCUUGCAAGUAUCUUCGACACAAUCAAAUCAGAAAAAGGUGACUCUGUACUAGAUGCGGUGCGUUCGAGCUCUAAUCUGCGGGUGGAGGACUUCAGGCCUCCUGGCUCUAACAAAGCAUUUAGAAUAGACAAGUACAUUUAGAGAGAAAAGGGGGUGUGCUGAUUGUAUCUGGUAGAAAAAAUUCAUUUCUUGUUUUUUAGGUCACAUAUUUAAAAUUGGGAUAGUGAGGAUAAGUCUAUUCAUGUCUUUAGAUAUAUUGUUUCGCCAAGGAUACUGAAACCAAUUUAUGGAAAGAUUCAAUUGAACACCCAAUUUCUGCGCC
This is a messenger RNA of Salvia hispanica, 5482 nucleotides long. RefSeq names its product eukaryotic translation initiation factor 4G-like. Gene Ontology annotation, molecular function: protein binding; translation initiation factor activity; mRNA binding. Lineage: Eukaryota; Viridiplantae; Streptophyta; Magnoliopsida; Lamiales; Lamiaceae. Gene Ontology annotation, cellular component: eukaryotic translation initiation factor 4F complex. The record is from RefSeq and is a predicted model, not a curated record.